This is a messenger RNA of Echinops telfairi (small Madagascar hedgehog), 4798 nucleotides long. It is a transcript of the gene GRIP1, whose product is annotated as glutamate receptor interacting protein 1. NCBI's taxonomy places the organism in Eukaryota, Metazoa, Chordata, Mammalia, Afrosoricida, Tenrecidae. The record is from RefSeq and is a predicted model, not a curated record. The transcript has 24 exons. The coding region runs from base 1 to 3228 and encodes 1075 amino acids. Gene Ontology annotation, molecular function: nuclear glucocorticoid receptor binding. Gene Ontology annotation, biological process: neurotransmitter receptor transport, endosome to postsynaptic membrane.
AUGCCCUUUGGAUAUGAGGAAGCAGUCAGGAAUCACACCACGUAUGUGGUGACAGAUGAGAGUCCCUACACUAAGUCCGCCAGCCAGACAAAGCCGCCUGAUGGAUCAUUGGCUGUGAGGAGACAGAGCAUCCCAGAGGAAUUCAAGGGCUCCACAGUCGUUGAGCUGAUGAAGAAGGAAGGCACGACCCUCGGUCUGACCGUGUCUGGAGGCAUUGAUAAGGAUGGCAAGCCAAGGGUUUCGAAUCUGCGGCAAGGCGGCAUUGCUGCGAGAAGUGAUCAGCUGGAUGUGGGUGACUACAUCAAAGCGGUGAAUGGAAUCAACCUGGCCAAGUUCCGCCAUGACGAGAUCAUCAGCUUGCUGAAGAACGUUGGGGAGAGAGUGGUUCUUGAAGUUGAGUACGAGCUGCCUCCGGUCUCUGUGCAAGGAUCGGGUAUCGUUUUCCGGACAGUGGAGGUCACUUUACACAAAGAAGGCAACACCUUUGGGUUUGUGAUACGAGGGGGAGCGCACGAUGAUAGGAAUAAAUCUCGUCCGGUUGUGAUAACAUGUGUUCGCCCCGGAGGGCCCGCUGACAGAGAGGGCACCAUCAAACCUGGUGACCGGCUGCUCAGUGUGGAUGGCAUCCGGCUUCUUGGGACCACGCAUGCGGAAGCCAUGAGUAUUCUGAAACAGUGCGGACAAGAAGCAACGCUGCAGAUAGAAUACGACGUCUCGGUCAUGGAUUCUGUGGCGACAGCGUCCGGGCCCCUACUAGUUGAAGUUGCCAAAACUCCUGGUGCCAGCCUUGGGGUUGCCCUAAAUACCUCGAUGUGCUGUAACAAACAGGUCAUUGUCAUAGACAAGAUCAAAUCUGCAAGUAUUGCAGACAGAUGCGGGGCCCUGCACGCCGGAGACCACAUCCUGUCCAUUGACGGAACCAGCAUGGAGUACUGCACGCUCGCGGAGGCCACUCAGUUCCUGGCCAACACCAGCGACCAGGUCAAGCUAGAGAUUCUUCCCCAUCAUCAGACCCGCCUGGCCCUCAAGGGACCAGAACACGCAGCUGUGGUGUCUUCCUCCUUCUCCCCUACCUCCAUGAGUGCGUACAGCCUGAGUUCCCUGAACAUGGGCACUUUGCCUCGCAGCCUCUACUCCACCAGCCCACGCGGGACCAUGAUGAGGAGGAGGCUGAAAAAGAAAGACUUCAAGAGUUCACUGUCGUUAGCCUCUAGUACGGUUGGCUUGGCUGGGCAGGUUGUUCACACAGAAACCACGGAGGUGGUGCUGACGGCAGAUCCCGUCACAGGAUUCGGGAUACAGCUGCAGGGCAGCGUGUUUGCCACGGAGACCCUCUCCUCCCCACCCCUGAUUUCCUACAUUGAAGCUGACAGCCCAGCGGAGAGGUGCGGGGUGCUCCAGAUUGGAGACCGGGUGAUGGUCAUUAAUGGGAUUCAGACUGAAGACAGCACCUUCGAGGAAGCCAACCAGCUCCUCCGGGACUCUUCCAUCACUAACAAGGUCACGCUGGAAAUUGAAUUUGAUGUCGCAGAGUCUGUCAUCCCAAGUAGUGGAACAUUUCACGUCAAGCUACCGAAGAAGCACAAUGUGGAACUGGGAAUAACCAUAAGCUCACCAUCCAGUAGAAAACCAGGGGACCCCCUGGUCAUUUCAGAUAUCAAGAAAGGCAGCGUGGCACACAGAACUGGAACUCUGGAACUUGGGGAUAAGCUGCUUGCCAUCGACAACAUCCGGCUGGACAACUGUUCCAUGGACGACGCUGUCCAGAUCCUGCAGCAGUGCGAAGACCUGGUGAAGCUCAAGGUCCGCAAAGACGAGGACAACUCAGAUGAGCAAGAAAGUUCCGGCGCGAUUAUUUACACCGUGGAGCUUAAGCGCUAUGGGGGCCCCCUGGGCAUCACAAUUUCAGGAACUGAAGAGCCAUUUGAUCCCAUAAUCAUUUCAAGCCUCACCAAAGGGGGAUUAGCUGAAAGAACUGGCGCGAUCCACAUAGGAGACCGAAUCCUCGCCAUUAACAGCAGCAGCUUGAAAGGGAAGCCUCUGAGUGAAGCGAUCCACUUGUUACAGAUGGCGGGGGAAACCGUCACCUUGAAAAUCAAGAAACAGACAGAUCAAGCCCAGUCAGCGUCAAGCCCCAAGAAGUUCCCCAUCGCCAGCCAUCUGAGCGACCUGGGGGAUGCGGAGGACGACUCCUGCCCCGCUCAGAAACCCGGCAAACUCUGCGACACGUACUCCUCCUCCGCAGUGCCCAGUGUGGACAGUGCCGUCGACUCCUGGGACGGCUCCGGACUGGACGCCAGCUACGGGAGCCAAGGCACCAGCUUCCAGGCCUCGGGAUACAACUUCAACACAUACGACUGGAGGAGCCCGAAGCAGAGAGGCAGUUUGUCCCCGGUCACCAAGCCAAGAAGCCAGACAUUCCCAGACGUGGGGCUGAGUAAUGAAGAGUGGGACCGGCCCACCGCCUGUGGCUUUGCAGGCGCCCCUGACAGCGUGGAGGCGGAUCAAGAGGAGAACUUCUGGUCGCAGGCGCUGGAGGAUUUAGAGACCUGCGGACAGUCCGGAAUUCUGAGAGAACUUGAGGAGAAAGCUGACAGGCGUCUGUCUUUGAGAAACAUGACUCUCUUGGCAACAAUCAUGUCGGGGAGCACGAUGAGCUUGAAUCACGAGGCCCCCACACCUCGCAGCCAGCUGGGGCGGCAGGCCAGCUUCCAGGAACGGAGUGCCUCUCGGCCGCACUACAGCCAGGCGGCCCGCAGCAACACGCUGCCCUCCGACGCGGGCAGGAAGUCUGUCACCCUGAGAAAAACGAAGCAGGACAGAAAAGACGUCAUGUCUCCAACUCCGGUGGAGCUGCACAAGGUGACCUUGUACAAGGACUCUGACAUGGAGGACUUUGGGUUCAGCGUGGCGGAUGGCUUGCUGGAGAAAGGUGUGUAUGUCAAAAAUAUUCGCCUCGCCGGACCAGGAGAUCUUGGUGGCUUAAAGCCCUAUGACAGGCUCUUACAGGUUAACCAUGUCCGCACCAGAGACUUUGACUGCUGCCUCGUGGUGCCCCUGAUAGCGGAAUCCGGCAAUAAGCUCGACCUGGUCAUCAGCAGAAACCCACUGGCUCCCCAGAAGUCGAUGGAGCCCGGGGCAGAAUGGAGCGAGCCGCACAGGGCGUACUUCCAGCAGUCCCCCCACAGCGGUCCUUUGGAGACGCGGGAACCCACUAACACAUUAUAGCAACGCCUUCGUCAAACCGGACGAAAGACGGUACACACAUGGUGCUAAAACUCCCUUCAAGAUGUCUGUGACCGGCAAGCACAGAUCAUCACGUGGCAUUAACUGCAAGCACAGGGGUCUUUUAAAUCUCUCUCACGACUCACGCCCACCUCCCGAUCCCGGUGGAAGAGAUUCCUUGUUUUCUUUUUCUUUUCUUUCCUUUCGGUGAACCUUCAUGGUGUAUGGUAGCGAAGAGGAAAAAUAAGUAGGCUGCCCCUCCCCACCAAAGAACAUCCGAGGACAUUUGGUACAAGUUCAUCUGCCUGUCACUUUUUUAAAAGAUUAAUGCCCACUUGAAAAGUCUUCUCUGCAGUAAUUUCCUUUAAUUCACUUUGCAAUCAGUUUCUUACUCUGAAGUCUUUAACAUAAGAACUUGACCAACAAGGCUUUUCCUAACAAAGUUGGCUCACCUAGGGGACUAGUAAUGUUUUGUAAGCUGCGGGGACUGCUGCCGAUGGGAGGGGACCGGGAUACAAUUCAGUUCGCUUCAAAUGUUUCAGCCACGAUGCACGCAAGAGACCAUUCUAGGUGGUGGGGAAAUGUUUUGCCCAAGUAUAGGAAUGAUUUUAACUAAGAUGUAUGCUAUUCCCUAUGCAACAAGGUAUCAAACAGGAUAUGUCUUGUGACCUGUUUUAUUUUUGUUUUUGUUUCUCCUUUUUUUUUUUAAGGACAUAUUUUUAAUAGCGGGGGAGGGGGAAAAUCGCUGGUAAUGAAUAGUAUGUUUAGUAGCACUGAAAAUUAGUGAUCUUAAUUUUUAAAAUUCCACACUAAGGACUUAAGAGUGAAUGAAGAGUCUAUUAAAAUAAGGUUCAUCUUAAUGAUAGGUUAAUCAAACUGCUCGACAUGUUUUGAAAACUGGUAACAUUGAGGGGCUGUACAGCACAUGUACUUUAAAAAAUGACACUGGACUAGCUUUUGUCUGAGCCAUGUCACUUAAUGAAAUUGUAAAUACAUUCUUCACAAAAUGCAUUGCCAAUUAUUACCAUCCUUCAAAGCAAUAAAGUGUGACAGUUGCUUUCUAUGUUUGUCAGCAACUGUUUUCCUCUGUCCAGAUAUUUUGAAGAGUUAUACUGAUAACUGUUAUUUGGUGAAUAUUAAAAAAAAUAGAUCUGUAUAUUGACUGUAGGAACUCCAGUUUCCAAACAUCUUCAUGUGGGGCCAAUAAUUCCAACUACCACUUCGGUGAAAACAUCCAAACAUCGUGUCCUCUGUUUAAGGGAAAUGUCACCUUUCUGUUUGUGCAGAGAAAGAUAUUAUUUUCAUCACAUUUCAAAACUGCCAGGGCAAGAAAGUAUACAGCUGAUCACGUUAUGUUUAAAAAAAAAAAAAGAUCAUGAGUCACUUAAAUAUGUAUUUUUAUUUGUAACAAACAAGUAUUAAACUGUAAAGUAUUUUUGUACAAAUUUAAUACUUUAAUAGCAUGAUAUUUAUCGUCUAUGUAUGUUUUGGGGAAUUCAAAAUUGUUGCAGAUAUUUGUAUGGAAAAAUAAAACCAGAACAACCCUCUACCAAAUGGAAUAAACAGUGAUUUU